AUGUCAGGCGAAGAUUUAAAUAGUAUUAAAAGAAGAAGGGUUGCUAGAGCUUGCGAUACUUGUAGAAGAAAAAAAGUUCGUUGUGAUGGCGUUCAACCUGGCUCUGAUCCUCCUUCUUGUUAUAUUGAAGCAUUAGAAACUAGGUUACAAAGAAUGGAAUCUGUUCUAAGCAAUUUAAUUCAAUCAGGUGAAUUACCUGAGAGCUCAAUUAAUUCAAAUUUAGAAUGGAUUAAUGUUAAUGAAAAAAGUUACUCUAGUGAUAGUAAUGAAUGUGGUAAUUCUCAUUAUGAUUUGAAUGAUAGUAUGGGUCAAUUGGCAAUCGACGAGAGUGGUCACACAAGAUAUCUUGGUAGCAGUUCUGGAAUUUUCUUAUUAAAAUUCACAAAAAAAGUUGCUCACGGUCAAAUGAUCAGUAUUCCAAGUAAUUCUAUAAAAUCAAAACGUAACGACAAAAAUUUAGUCAUAGAAUUGCCUCCAAAAGAGUUAUGUGAUGCUCUUUUAAACAUAUAUUGGAAUAAAUUACAUCCUUACGUGCCUUUUAUUGACAAGUCAGAAGUGAUGGAAAAAUAUAACAAUUUGGAAACAAAUUUUCCUUCUGUCAUUCUACUUUAUUCUAUUUUUGCUUUAGCUUCAAAAUAUAUUGACGAUACUUCCGUACGUUCAAAUCCUGAUGAUCCAAUCACUGCCGGUGUUCCAUUUUAUGAACGUGCAAAAGAAAUAAUCAAAGAUGAAUUUGAGACUGCUACUAUAACUACUGUACAAGCUCUUUUGUUAUUGUCGAUAUUUUACCAAGGCGAUAAAGGUUCUACUCCUUGGAUUUAUAUUGGUUUGGCUAUACGUUUAGCUCAAGACAUGGGUUUACAUCGUGAUUCUUCAAAGUGGAAUCUUGACGAGAGGCAAAUCGAAUUAAGAAAACGUAUUUGGUGGGUCUGCGUUUUGUUAGAUAGAUUCAUCAGUACUGCUUUAGGUAGACCGUUUGCCAUAAAUGAUUCCGAUUACGAUAUACAAUUACCUAUUCAAGAUAAAUUGCCCGAAGAUCCGGAAGGCUCUGUUGAAAGUUUGAUCCAAAUGAUCAAGUUAAGCCUGAUAUUUGGACAAGUUCUUUCUCACGUUUACGGCAUUAAACAUAAGCACAGUUCUCAUAAAAAUAAUGAUUCGGUAUUAGCCUCUUUAGAUGGAGAAUUGAAUGAAUGGCGUGAUAAUUUACCUAAAGCCUAUCAGUGUGAUUCAACUACAUUACGUUUUGGUGAUUUGACAAACAGUAGAAGAACUUUUCUGCAUUUAUUAUAUUAUACAAUUCAAAUAUUAUUACAUAGACCUCAUAUACGUGGUCCAAAAUCAAAAGCUCCUCCAUCUGCCAUUCCAUCAUUAACCAUUUGUACAAUGGCCGCGAAUAACAUUACUCAUAUUUUAUAUAGAACAAUGAAAGAUGGUGGUUUGGGGGUCACAUGGCAAUUCAACAUAUAUCCAUUUUUUACUGCUGUUUCAACACACAUAAUCAAUGCAUUAAGUGGUGAUGAUAGAUUUAGAGAAGUUGCAAAACAAGGUCUAAGAAUGUCAUUAAAAUGCUUAGAAGAUAUAAAAAGUUCUUGGUAUGCCGGUAACAAGUGCAUAUCAUUGAUUAAUGAUGUUAUAAGAGAUUAUAAUACUGCAAUGAUACAACAACAUAUGAUCAAUCAUUUAGUUUUAAGUAAUCAAAUAAUCACUAAUAAUAAUAAUCAAAAUACUAGUCCCAACAACAUUAAUUCUCAUCAUUCUACUACUAAUACUAAUGCUAAUUUUGAUUCUAAUGUAAAUAAUCUUAACAAUAAUUCAUCCACUUCAUCUCCUGAGUCAAACUCGUCAAACUCAUCAACUUCAUUAUCUUAUAAUGAAUAUCUAUUAUCAGAUCCGUUAUUUCCCACAAACGCUGAUGCAUUUGCUCCUGAUGUUUCAUCAUUUUUAUUUGAUGAUGUUGAAGAUCAUAUGGGAAAUAAUAAUCCUAUACUACCACCAGCAAUUGAUUGGAGAAAUUGGUCUGAUUGGGCUGAAUAUCUGAUAAGAAUACAAGCUAUAAGAACUGCGAGCUCUCCAGGAGCAAAUACAAACCAUCGUUAUCAACAUCAACUACAACUAAAUCAUCAAUUAAAUCAAUUAAAUCAUCAUGGAAACAUAAAUAUUCAUAAUACAGAUUUAAUUGGUUAA
Entrophospora candida is the source of this 2184-nucleotide messenger RNA. NCBI's taxonomy places the organism in Eukaryota, Fungi, Glomeromycota, Glomeromycetes, Entrophosporales, Entrophosporaceae. The record is from the annotation of a GenBank genome assembly.